AGGUAAAUAAAAUAAUGCAAUCAUGAAUAAAAAAAAAACAAAUUAUUUUUUAAUAAAAAAAACGCCGUUGUAUUUUUUGUUCUUGAUGGGUAGGGGUGGUGCAAAUCCAAAUAUUCAUUCUUCUCUACGGUUUCCUGCAAAAAUUGCGUGGAUCUCUAACCCCUUUCUACGUUGAAUCGAAACCCUAAUAAUUAUUGCGAUUUCACUUUCCUGGUAUGUUUUCAUUCAAUCCUUAAUUUAUUCCGUGAAUUUCAGAAUUCCCAGAUCUCACUUUCUGUUUCAGUUAUUCAACCUUUUACUUGGGGUUUAGCUUUAACGGAGCAUAGAUUUUGAGGUUUUUCGAUUUGGAUCUCGAGGUUUUAGCUCUAAAAUCGAGGUUUUGCUUUUUUAGAGGUGAAAUUUGGGAUUAUCGAAGCGUGAUUUUUGGCGAAUUUUUUGUCGGUGUUUUGUGAUAUUAAGAGUUAGGGUUUUAGUCGAUGGCUUCAAAUCCUCCAUUCAAUAUGGAGGAUCAGACGGAUGAGGAUUUUUUUGAUAAACUUGUUGAGGAUGAUGAUGAUAUGGGGCCUGUUAAAUCUAGUCAUCAUGAUGAAGGGAAUGAUUCCGAUGAUGCAAAAGCGUUUGCGAAUCUGAGUAUAAAUGAUGUUGAUGCUGCUGCUGCUACAUUUGAGAAUUCUGAUGCUGGUGAAAGUGGGGAUGAAGUCAAAGAGGAAUUGGGUAUUGUGAAAUCUGAUGUGAGUUUGGUUGGUGGACAUGAUGAGCAAGAUGGAAAUUCGGUGAUGUUAUCUAGUUCCGUUGAGUUUGAUAGUAAGCCGGAUCUCAGUAAGGAAGAAAUUGGGACGGGAUCCGAGCUCACGGCAGUGCCGGCUGUUGGCGAGAACAAUGAUGUAAACAAUGAUGUCGCUAGUUCAGGGAUUAAGGAGAAGGGUUGGAAUGCUUUUCAUGCUGAUGCAAAUGAUGCCACUGGGUUUGGAUCAUAUUCUGACUUUUUCAGUGAGUUAGGAGAUCAAUCCGGGGAUUUCCCGGCAAUUUCACACGAUAAUUUAAAUAGUCAGGCGAGUCCUGUUAAUGAAGGUCAAAUUAAUGGCUUAAAUACUUCGGUGGAUUACCUGCAAUAUCAGCAAUAUCAAGGUGUUCAAGGUUAUGAUACGUCUUUUGUAAAUCACACGGACAAGCAAGGUGACAGCUUAAAUACUUCAGUCAAUUAUGUGCAACAUCAAGAGGGUGUAGCUUAUGAUGCAUCUGCAAACCAACACAGUAAUGGACAAGAUCUGAGUAGUAGUCAGAAUUGGGAGGAUCUUUAUCCUGGCUGGAAGUAUGACCAUACCACUGGGCAAUGGUAUCAAAUAGAUGGCUACAAUGCAACAGCAACUAGUCAGCAAACCUCUGAAGCUAAUGCAGCUGUAGAUUGGGCUGCUGCUUCUGAUGGAAAAACGGAGAUCUCUUAUUUGCAACAAACUGCCCAGUCUGCUGCUGGAACUUUGGCAGAAACAGGCACAAUUGAAAGUGUAUCUAGCUGGAAUCAAGUUUCACAAGCAAAUAAUGGGUACCCGGAACAUAUGGUUUUUGAUCCUCAAUAUCCUGGUUGGUACUAUGACACCAUUGCCCAAGAAUGGCGCUCAUUGGAAACAUACAAUUCAUCUGUCCAGUCUUCUGUUCAUGGACUUGAAAAUGGGCAUACUUCUACCAGUACUUCCUUCCCCCUUAAUGAUAAUAACAGUUUGUAUAGUGAGUAUAGCCAAACUGGUAAUUAUGGAUCACAGGGUGUUGGCAGUCAGGCUGUAAAUGGUACCUGGAGUGGUUCGUAUGGUGUUAACCAGCAGCAGGGUUUUGACAUGUACACGACUGAUGCUACCACUAAAAUAGGGAAUAAUAGAGCUUCUGGUGGUAACCAGCAAGUUAACCAUUCGUAUGGUUCAAAUGUGUCUGGGAGCACUGAUCAAGUAAAUACUUCUAGUUCCUUUGGAUCAGUUCCAUUAUACAAUAAAGCUCAUGGUUUGGCUAAUGGCACUUUUGAGCCAAAAACAUUUAUCCCUCGUGAGGACAUUAGUCAACAGUUUAAUUAUUCAAACACAAAGUUUGACGAACAAAAACAAUUCUCAAAUGUUUUUGCUGAAAAUCAGAACUCCCAUAGUUAUUCUCAGCAAUCAAUCCAGGGUGGACAUCAAUAUCCUUAUGCCCCUCAUGCUGGAAGAUCAUCCGCUGGACGUCCUUCUCAUGCCCUUGUAACAUUUGGAUUUGGUGGAAAACUCAUCAUAAUGAAAGAUCCAAGUGCUUUGAGUGCAUCAUUUGGAAGCCAGGAUUCUGUACAAGGUUCUAUUUCUGUGUUGAACUUGAUGGAAGCUGUCACCGGAAGCCAAAAUUCUUCGACUGUUGGAAAUGCUAGUGGUGAUUAUUUUCGCGCUCUAGGCCAGCAAUCUUUCCCAGGUCCAUUGGUUGGCGGUAGUUUUGGAAAUAAGGAACUCUACAAAUGGUUAGAUGAGAGGAUUGCACGCUGUGAGUCACCUGAUAUGGAUUAUAAGAAAGGUGAAAGGUUGAGACUCCUCCUCUCCUUGCUUAAAAUAGCUUGUCAGCAUUAUGGAAAACUGCGUUCUCCUUUUGGUACAGACACCAUACUAAAAGAAAAUGAUGCUCCUGAGUCAGCAGUUGCAAAACUUUUUGCAUCUGCCAAAGUGAGUGGCACAGAGUUCACUCAGUAUGGGAUGCCAAGUCAUUGCUUGCAAAGUUUUCCUUCUGAAGAACAAAUGAGGGCAAUGGCUUCUGAGGUACAACAUCUUCUUGUCUCUGGCAAAAAGAUGGAGGCUUUACAGUGUGCACAAGAAGGACAAUUGUGGGGACCUGCACUUGUUCUUGCUUCACAACUUGGUGAGCAGUUCUAUGUUGAUACAGUAAAACAAAUGGCACUUCGCCAGUUGGUUGCGGGGUCACCUCUGCGCACAUUAUGCCUUUUAAUCGCUGGGCAACCAGCAGAAGUAUUCUCUACUGAAACCUCAAUUAGUGGGCAUCCUCCUAGUGCUUUCAAUAUGCCUCAGCAGUCUGAACAGGUUGGAUCUAAUGGUAUGCUUGAUGAUUGGGAAGAAAAUUUGGCUGUAAUAACUGCAAACAGAACCAAAGGUGACGAACUUGUAAUUACUCACCUUGGUGAUUGCUUGUGGAAGGAAAAAAAGGAGAUUACUGCUGCACACAUCUGCUAUUUAGUUGCUGAAGCAAACUUUGAGUCAUACUCGGACAGUGCAAGACUUUGCUUAAUAGGAGCAGAUCACUGGAAAUGUCCUCGAACUUACGCUAGUCCAGAAGCUAUUCAGAGAACCGAGUUAUAUGAAUACUCAAAGCUGCUUGGAAAUUCUCAGUUUGUUUUGCAUUCGUUUCAACCAUAUAAGCUUAUAUAUGCAUAUAUGCUAGCUGAAGUGGGAAAGGUUUCAGACUCAUUGAAGUACUGCCAAGCAGUACUAAAAUCCUUGAAAACUGGCCGUGCUCCGGAAGUAGAAACGUGGAAACAGAUGGUAUUAUCUCUUGAGGAGAGAAUUAAGACCCACCAACAGGGUGGAUAUGCUGCAAAUUUAGCUCCUGCAAAAUUAGUUGGCAAAUUGCUCAAUUUUUUUGAUAGCACUGCAUAUCGAGUUGUUGGUGGUUUACCACCACCGGCUCCAUCAUCUUCACAAGGAACCGUUCCUGGAAGUGAACAACAUUACCAACAUAUGGCACCAAGAGUAUCCACUAGCCAGUCAACAAUGACCAUGUCAUCUUUAGUUCCAUCUGCUUCGAUGGAACCCAUAAGUGAGUGGACAGCUGAUAACAAUAGAAUGGCAAAGCCUAACAGAAGUGUUUCAGAGCCAGAUAUUGGUAGAACCCCAAGACAGGAAACGACAUCGCCUGAUGCACAAGGAAAAGCUCAGGUAUCAGGGGGUGCAUCACGCAUUUCUCGUUUUGGUUUUGGCUCACAACUUCUGCAAAAAACAAUGGGGCUAGUCAUGAGACCUCGCUCUGGAAAACAGGUAUCAUUAAUUGUUGUAUACAGUUCUGUUUUAUUUUCUCUUUUAUCUCAAUUGUACUACCGAGUUCUGAUUGUGCCCAUUCAUUUGGUUCAUAUUCUGCUCUAUCGCAAGGCUAAAUUGGGUGAGAAAAACAAGUUCUAUUAUGAUGAAAAGCUGAAGAGAUGGGUGGAAGAAGGUGCUGAAAUUCCAGCCGAAGAAGCUGCUCUGCCACCACCACCUCCGACAACUGCUGCUUUCCAGAAUGGGUCAGCUGAGUACAACUUGAAAUCUGCAUUGAAGACAGAAGGAUUGACUCCGAAUGAGUUCUCAACCACAAGAACUUCAAGUCCUGAACUUAGUCCAGGGAUGCCACCAAUACCACCUAGCUCAAAUCAAUUCUCUGCUCGCAGUCGCAUGGGUGUUCGAUCAAGAUAUGUUGACACUUUCAACAAAAAUAGUGGAAGCUCUCCAAACUUGUUUCACUCCCCCUCUGUUCCAUCUGUGAAACCCGCCCUUCCUGCCAAUGCAAAGUUUUUUGUUCCAGCUCCUGUACCAUCAUCGAAUGAGCAGAACAUGGAGGCUAUUGCCGAAAGCAACCUAGAAAAUAGUGCAGCUAAUGAAGAUCCUUCUACAUCUUCCACAAAUGAUUGGUCAUACCAAUCUCCGAAACCUGCACAAACAAUGCCCAUGCAAAGGUUUCCAAGUGCCGGUAACAUCUCAAAACAGGGGCAGCCAGAUGGCAAUAACUCUCAUUUUGCCAAUUCUCGUCGAACAGCUUCUUGGAGCGGAAGUUUUAAUGAUUCAUUUAGCCCUCCAAAAAUGGGUGAAAAUAAGCCUCCAGGGGAAGCUUUGGGCAUGCCGCCAUCAACAUUUAUGCCUAAUCCAUCAUUAAUGCGACCGCCUAUGAGAAGUGGCAGUUUUGGUGAAGAUCUUCAAGAGGUUGAACUAUGAGCAUACACUCAAGCUUGUAAAUAUCAAAUUUUGUUUUUGAUCAUAAGAAUAAUUGGGACUUCCCUGCUUCUGCAUUUCUCUAGAAGUACGGAAACACAUCAGAUGGAGUUCAUACAGAAACAAAAAUAUAUCCAUCUCCCUGCCCACAGUUCCAAUUCUCUUCUCAGUAUUUUUUAAGUUCCCAACUCCCGACCUGGUGAUGUAUGAUUGAAUGUGGUCUGCUUACUUGAUCGUAGGUGUUGUUUUGUUUAAAAUACCAAGGAGUUCCCCAGCUACCAUACCAGUAUUAUGGAACUGGUGUAUUAUUAUAGCAAAAAAUAUGGCCUCCUAUUUAAGACCCAUUUGUUCAUUUUAUUAAACAAGAAAACACAAAUACAAUGCCCUGUCAGGGAGAAAGAUGCCCUCAAAAAGAUCAAGGACAAAGUACAGUGUAUGGAAUUGUAACAUAUAGUUUUACCCUUUGUAUUUUAUUUCAGUUAUUAAACGAUAUUAAAUUUCCAGAUCA
Trifolium pratense (red clover) is the source of this 5427-nucleotide messenger RNA. Its product is annotated as protein transport protein SEC16B homolog. Gene Ontology annotation, biological process: autophagy; Golgi organization; COPII vesicle coat assembly. Gene Ontology annotation, cellular component: endoplasmic reticulum exit site; ER to Golgi transport vesicle membrane. NCBI's taxonomy places the organism in Eukaryota, Viridiplantae, Streptophyta, Magnoliopsida, Fabales, Fabaceae. The record is from RefSeq and is a predicted model, not a curated record. Bases 477 to 4922 code for a protein of 1481 amino acids. The transcript has 12 exons.